AUGGCAGAGCAGCAAGUGAGGAAGCUGUGGGAAGAACAUCCAGAGCUGAAGGGGGAAGACAUGGGAAAAGAAGCCAUGAGAGGACCCGAGGCGGAUGUGAGGAGCAUACCAGCAGAGGCGGCGUGUAACCAGGGGCAAGGUGACCUAUGGGUCGCUCUAUGGGAAGGUCUGGUGAGGGACCCGGCCAAGAAGCAGGAAGAAGCAGUGAGGGAGAGCAAGGAAGAGGGGGAAUGGGAGUGCCUGACAACAGGAGAAGGACUGGAGCAUACAGUGGGAGAUGCGAUGAGUAAGAAAGAACAAAAGGCCGUGAAGACAGUAAAGGGGAUUAAGGGAGAGGCAUGGGAAGAUGAGUCGAUGGAGCCAGCAACACAGGUGCUGAUAGAACCAGCGGGAAUGAGAGAGAUUGCACUGAGCGAGAGGCAGCACGCGUGGGUGGCAUACGACGGCACAUCCCAGUCACUGGAGGUCUAUCUGGGCGGCAGCGACGGCAUAAAGCCCGAGGAGCCGGUGCUGCGGGCGUCGCUUGAUCUUGUGGCUGUCAUUGGUGCCACGUCAGCAUCUGUGGGGUUCACAGCUGGCACGUGGUGGUGGGGAUGUGGCGACACGGACGACCACCACCUCAUCCAUUCCUUCGCAUUCAACACUGAUUCUGGCUUUGAACAUAUCGUCGUCCUUUGCCUCCCUACCCUCCCCCUUGCCCACACACCUCCCCAGUGUCCCCUGGGUUCCUGCCAGCAGCAUCACCCACCUAAAUCCCAGUCGAACCCUCAUUUCCCUCCCCCACUCUCUUUUUACCCCGACCCAUCCACCUCCCCAGUGUCCCCCGGGUUCCUGCCGGCAGCACAGCCCACACAGGCGCCCACCUGCGAAACCACCGCCUCCUCUCUGCACUGCACUGGCUUCGCCGGCUCCACCCCCUUUGACCUCAAUGGCUACGCGCAGCUCGGCCCGGCGCCGCACUUCCCGCUCUGGCUCGACUCGUAUGAUUCUGUCGGCUCUGCGCUCUCCCUCGCGCCCCUCUCCCUCCUCACCGCUUCCGCCCGCUCCUCCGCCUUUGAAGCCGCCUUCUCCUUCACCUUCCUUGCUGAUGCCUGCGCUGCUAUCCCGGUGACGGGUAGAGGAUUCACCUUUGUGCUCACCAGCGGCCCAGCAACUGCUGUCGGACCACAAAACGCAAGUUCCCUGGGCUAUGGGUCAGCAGGAGGCGCGUUCCUCAAGAGUGUGGCAGUGGAGUUCCGCCUGUGCCCCAUACCCUGUAUAGCCGUCUCCUCUAAGGGAGUCGUGGCGGGAGACGGUUGUGCUGGAGCCGAGUUCUACACUGUUCUGCCCCCAGAGAAGGCCUUCCCACUCAACACCCAGCAGUACGCCUGGGUGAGCUACGAGGGGGCCUCUCAGACCCUCAACGUGUUCCUGGGGGGAUCGUCCAAGGUCAAGCCAGGUGUACCAAUGCUCACUGCCCACGUGGACAUUGAAACCAUCCUCGGCGCCACGUCAGCGUCUGUGGGGUUCACAGGUGGCACGUGGUGGGGGCAGGACAUGGCGAGUGAACGACACAUCAUCCACCAGCUCAGCUUCGUGGGAGGAACUUUCCUGGAAACGACCAACGUAACGGCAGAGCUGACGAGCGCCUUUGCAUACUCCAACGAAACGGAUCUUUCCCUCUUCACCACCACCACACCCUUCACCACCACUCCCACCACCACCACCACCGACACCACCACCGCCACCACAACCACCGCCACCUCUUUCUCAUCUACCGAUGCUCUUGCCACCACCGGAACAGCCGGGGGGGCGGCGGUGCUGUCAGAGUUGUCUCCCGAUGCCACGCGCGGCACAGUGGAGUUCCGCUUCACCGCCACCACCGCCUCGGGGCCGCAGUCCUUUGUGGGGCGCCGCCGCAUCGUUGCUUCCCGCCCCGUGGUGCGGGCACAUGUGUAUGUGUCCAACAUGGAGGAUCGACCCAUGGCUGACGUGGCAGUGACGGCACGCAUCACCUACCCCAACGGCACCGACGCCUCGCACUGCUUCGUCUUCAGCGACCCGCUGCUGCAGGGGAUUGACGACGUCAGCGGUGCAGGCACCCUCCCUCCUGCCACAUCAGCGGGCGUUGAUUGGCUGCUCCUCGCUCUGGACUGCGCCGCGCCUGCCACUCCCACCAACUUCAAGUUCGCCAGCACCCUGCACUACGUCCUGCCUGCAUCAUCAUCCACGUCAUCAUCCACUGCGACUGCCACGUCAGCACCAGCAUCCGAACCAGCGCCAGUGGUUAAGAAGGUGGAGCUGACGAGUGUGCGAGUGACGGUGGUCCCUUCACCCAAGCUGCAAGUGCACUACUUUGUGCCCCGCCACGUGCAAGGAGACGACCUCACCACUCCUCAGAUGGAGGCACCAGUGCCAGUGACGCUAGCAGCACUCUUCCACAACUCGGGUCACGGCACAGCUGCUGCUGUCGCCACACAGUCACUGCUGCCCACCGCUGCCACCACCACCACCACCACCACCACCACUGCCGGCGCACCCGCCGCUGCUGACGUGGGCACUACUACUACAACGGCCCAUCCCCCCUCUCUCUCUACGGUGGGAAGCAUCCCUCCAUCUGCUACAGCCAUGGUGCGCUGGACCAUAGAGGCCAGCCUCCAUCUUCUCUUUCUCACCCACCCUCCUUUCCUCCAUCUCUCCCCCCACCCCCUCCUCCCCUCUCCUCUUCUCCCCCAGGUGGGCAGCAUCCCUCCAUCUGCUACAGCCAUGGUGCGCUGGACCAUAGAGGCCAGCCUCCAUCUUCUCUUUCUCACCCACCCUCCUUUCCUCCAUCUCUCCCCCCACCCCCUCCUCCCCUCUCCUCUUCUCCCCCAGGUGGGCAGCAUCCCUCCAUCUGCUACAGCCAUGGUGCGCUGGACCAUAGAGGCCAGCCUCCAUCUUCUCUUUCUCACCCACCCUCCUUUCCUCCAUCUCUCCCCCCACCCCCUCCUCCCCUCUCCUCUUCUCCCCCAGGUGGGCAGCAUCCCUCCAUCUGCUACAGCCAUGGUGCGCUGGACCAUAGAGGCCAGCCUCACAGGCACAUUCGAUACAGUCACCACCACCAACACCACCACCUCCUCCUCCCCACUCACCGGCCUCUCCCCCAUUCUCGAGUCGGUUGACAUUCACAACCUCGUGCACGUCGUCUAUCUGCCCGACGCUGCUUCAGACGACGGGCUGCCGGAUUUCCUGGUGGACGACAAUGGGGACGAGCAGCCGGAGGCCAUCUACAGCAGCGCUGGUAACCGCGUGCUGCCCGUAACCGCCGUGCCUUCCGCUGCUCUCGCGCCUGGCCGCCUGCUCUUCACCAGCGAAACCCGCGCCAAGCUCACUGUCGCUGUGGACUGGUCUGCCUUCCCACCAGCGGCAGCAGGAGGGUGGGCGCACAUGUCAUUUGCCUCGCAGCUGCCAUCGCACUGCUGGAAUCUCACCGCUGCUCUCCGAUCCAACGGCUCUCAGCUGCCCGUGCCCUUCAACGCCUGGUCCUCCUUCUUCUCCUCCCCCGGUGCUCCCACUGGCACCGCUGCUGCCCCUGCCCCUGCCACUUCAACUUCCACCGCCCCUGCUUCUUCCCCCCCUGCUUCACUUUCUUCUGACACCACUCACAUUCUCGACUUUGUCUCCUCCCCCUCCUACACUCUCUUCUUCUCUUACUUUGAUCAGACCCUCUCCUUCCCCCACCUCUCCCCCUGCUUCCAGGCACCCCCCUCGGCCACCUCCAAACCCCUCUCCUCCCCCCCGUCCCCCUCCAAAUCCUUCUCCCCCUCCCCGCCCCCCUCCAAGCCCCCCCAAACCCCCUUCUCCUCCCCCUCGCCCUCCCCCGAACCCCCCACCAAAGCCCCCCUCACCACCACCCCCCAAACCCCCGUCUCCCCCACCUCGCCCCCCGCCCAACCCUCCCCCGAACCCACCCCCUCCGAAGCCCCCAUCCCCUCCCCCUCGCCCUCCCCCACGCCCACCCCCGAGUCCCCCACGCCCGCCCCCACCCCCCAGGCCUCCUUCCCCCCCGCCUCGCCCUCCCCCACGCCCGCCCCCAAGUCCCCCACGUCCGCCCCCACCCCCCAGGCCUCCUUCCCCCCCGCCUCGCCCUCCCCCACGCCCGCCCCCAAGUCCUCCACGCCCGCCCCCACCCCCCAGGCCUCCUUCCCCCCCGCCUCGCCCUCCCCCCCGCCCUCCCCCAAGCCCGCCCAAGGUUGUCUAGGACGCUCCGCUUACAUCGCCACGUCCAUUGGCAAAGGCAUCUGGGCUAUGGCGUUUGCUGAGAGUCACAAAUUCAGAUGUGUGACUCACCUCACGUUGAAGCGGCUUUUGAGUCGGGCAACACUAUGGAUGGAUGAGGGGCCUUGGUGGCCUCAGAAGUCAGCGGAAAAAGGCUGA
Messenger RNA from Closterium sp. NIES-65, 4395 nucleotides. Lineage: Eukaryota; Viridiplantae; Streptophyta; Zygnematophyceae; Desmidiales; Closteriaceae. The record is from the annotation of a GenBank genome assembly.